AUGCAAAACUCUGCUUUAAGGCAGAAUUUUGGCCUGAAGUGCCAAAAGAAGAUACAACAGAGUCCUCAUAAUGUGCUGCUGGUGGAUGAAGAGGUAAAAUUGAUGCAGGAGUGCACCAAGCUAAAGAAGGCUAGAGAAGAAUUUCUACAACAAAAAUGUAAAGUGCAGUGGCUUAAAGAAGGGGAUCAGAACACAAAGUUUUAUCACAGUUUCCUAAGAUCAAGAAGAAACACUAAUAAGAUCUUUACUAUCAAAGACAAGGAGGGGCAAUACAGGACUACAAUGGAGGACAUAAGCAAGGCUUUCAUUGAAUAUUAUGUUGAGUUACUGGGAACUGCAAAUGUGGAAAGGAAGCAUGCUAGUAGCUGCCUGAUCAGAACUGGUCCUAUCUUAACUGAAGAACAAAGAAGAAUGCUGGAUAGGCUAUAUACUGAUAAAGAUGUGAAAAUGGCACUAAGGGCAAUAGAUGGCAAUAACGCCCAGGACUCCGAUGGAUAUGGUAGCAAAUUUUUCAAAGAUUGA
Lycium ferocissimum is the source of this 522-nucleotide messenger RNA. RefSeq lists its product as uncharacterized. The record is from RefSeq and is a predicted model, not a curated record. Bases 1 to 522 code for a protein of 173 amino acids. The transcript has 2 exons. NCBI's taxonomy places the organism in Eukaryota, Viridiplantae, Streptophyta, Magnoliopsida, Solanales, Solanaceae.